This is a messenger RNA of Mycetomoellerius zeteki, 690 nucleotides long. RefSeq lists its product as uncharacterized. The transcript has a single exon. Bases 1 to 690 code for a protein of 229 amino acids. The record is from RefSeq and is a predicted model, not a curated record. NCBI's taxonomy places the organism in Eukaryota, Metazoa, Arthropoda, Insecta, Hymenoptera, Formicidae.
AUGUCACUGGAUGCGGAAGUGAUCGCGUGUUGUAGGGACCUCAUUGCGGAACCCGACGCGGAUGAACCGUAUACUAGGCUUAAGGAGCGUAUCAUCGAAAGCUUUUCGGCUUCGACAGAAAGUCAAUUGCGCCAACUGAUUAAAGGUCAAGUAUUGACAUCCGGUAAACCGUCGCAGAUCCUCAGCCGUCUACGUAACCUCAACCCUGACAAGCGGUGCGAUGAGGCGGUCCUUAAAACUAUUUUUUUCGAGUAUCUAUCGCCGUGCGUCAGAGGCAUCCUCGUGUCCUCUGAAUGUACCGAGCUCGACAAAUUAGCCAAAAUGGUGGACAAAAUCGCGGAAACUUCUAAUGAAUCAGCGCAAUGUGCCGCCGCGUCGCUCAAAGAAUCGAAAACAUCCGACUUAGAAGCAAAAAUCGAUCGUCUUGCUGCGGAUCUUGCAACUCUUGCGGCCGAAGUUAAAAGACCCAGCAGAUCGCAAGCAAAAGGAGGAACGGAUAAACAACGCAAACGUUCCAAGAGCAGACGCUCUAACGUCUGUUGGCCGCACAGAACGUUUGGCGAUCAAGCGCGCGCGUGUAAAGGCACUGAAAAAGAUCCAUGUACGUGGCCAAAGCCUAAGACUAUUACGGGGGCCAAUUCGGGGAAUAGAGGUGUCUGCUUACACAGAGGCGGGUGCAGCAGACAAUAA